AUGUCUGAUAAGGAGACUUCUGCCGUGCCUGUCGAAGAGCAGUCUGCUGGCUCGCCUGCGCCCGCCAAGGAGGCGUCCCCCGCCCCUGCUGCGGCUCAGGAGAAGGCAGCAGAGAAGGAAGCGCCCGCCGCGUCAGAGGCCGCACCCGCCGAGGAGCCCAAGACGAACGGGGACCACGCUGCUGAGGAUCCUAAGACGAAUGGGAACGGGAACGGAGACGGAGACCACGCUGCCGAGUCUACCGACGCGGCACCCGCCGCCUCGGCACCCGCACCCGCCGCAGCUGCAUCAGCGCCCGAAUCGAAGGGUCAGACCCGGACGAGCUCGCGUACCAAGCUUGGAUCACCGGCCGCAAAGCCGGCGCCCAAGAAGGCUGCGCCAAAGACGGCCAAGCCGCGAGUGAGCGGAGCGGCGGCGGGAGGGAGCAAAAAGGCGGCGCCGGCGGCGGAGAAGAACUUUAAGAUUGGGGAUAUCGUGUUGGCGAGGCUGAAGGGAUACCCUGCGUGGCCCGCACGAAUUGCCGACCCUGACACCCUUCCCCGGAAAGUGGCCGCCCAGCGCCCAAACAAGAACCCCAUGAUCUUCUGCGUCCAGUACUUCCCCGUUGGAGACUACUCCUGGCUAAACCAACGCGACCUCACCUCCCUCACCCCCUCCGACAUCUCGUCCUACCUCGAAUCGGGCCACCGCAAAGCCACUGGCGGCCUGCGCGAGGCGUACCAGACCGCCCAGGACCCGACCGAGUGGGACGAGGGACAGGCGCAGAUUGUGCAGCGGGAGCAGGAGGGCGAGGAGGAGGUGGAUGAGCUGGCGGAUGAGGACGAGGGUGAGGAGGCAGCUGUGACGGGUGGGAAGAGGAAGAAGGCGGCGGCGACUGGAGGGAAGGAGGGGAGUAAGAAGAAGGCAAAGACUGAGAAGAAGAAUGACGAGACCGCCGACAAGUCAAAGAAGGCCGCCAAGCCCAAGGCCGCCAAGUCAAAGGCCGCACCUGAAUCAAAGCCUGCUGUGGAGAACCAGGCAGCCGACGACGAUGACCCACUGUCAAAUGACCCGGAAUGCAGAAAGGUCAAGGACUGGCGCCACAAGCUGCAGCGGGCGUUCCUCGGCAAGGCGCUCCCAGAGGCAGAUGAAAUGCCAGGCUACGACCAGCUUUUCAAGGAUAUCGAGGCGUACAAGGGCAUGACAACAGAUGCACUGACAUACUCCAAGAUCGGCAAGGUCAUGAAGAAGAUUGCGGCCAUAUCGACCAUACCCAAGGACGACGAGCUGAAGAUCACCACCCGCGCCGAGAAGUUGAUGAAGGACUGGCAGUUGGUCAUUGACAAGGACCUAGGCGCGAAGAACGGAGAUACCAAGGCGAACGGUAUGGACGUUGACGCUUGA
Dioszegia hungarica is the source of this 1383-nucleotide messenger RNA. RefSeq lists its product as uncharacterized. Gene Ontology annotation, biological process: regulation of transcription by RNA polymerase II. Lineage: Eukaryota; Fungi; Basidiomycota; Tremellomycetes; Tremellales; Bulleribasidiaceae. The transcript has 9 exons. Gene Ontology annotation, cellular component: nucleus. The record is from RefSeq and is a predicted model, not a curated record. Gene Ontology annotation, molecular function: double-stranded DNA binding; transcription coregulator activity. The coding region runs from base 1 to 1383 and encodes 460 amino acids.